UAAUUGACGAGCUUUUACCAGCUACCUACACACAGUCCUAGCUUUUUACUUCAUCGAAGAAUCCUUUACAAUAUAAUUGCGCAAUUAUUAGCCAGUUAUUUCAAUUAUGACUCAUCUUUCUCUGUUCUACUAGCCAAUCGUAUAGUGACAUUCCGACAUUCUUCUUAUUAGUAGAUAAUAAGAUUUAUAUUCGAUAAACAAUCUAUGGUCAGCAUGAGUUUAUUCUUUUGUUUGAAUCUAAUCAGCAUGACUCUGUAUUUUAAAACCUACCUUUCCUAAAAUACGAACGAUAAAUUUUUAUAAGCCAUCUAUAUAAGGAUAAACAAAUGAGGAUAUUCUUAGUUGCCAACACACAUCCAAAUAAAAAACGCGAAACAAUGUAUAUCUAUUUUUAUUUAUUAACGUGUUUUACUUUGUGUUUGAAAAUAAAUGAAGCAGCAAAAAUUUUGGGAGUGUUUCCCACUCCUUCCAUCAGUCACCAGGUGGUGUUCCGACCUCUCAUGUUAGAGCUCGCUAAGAGAGGACACGAUGUCACCGUCAUCACAACAGAUCCUAUCUUUCCGGAAGGCGGAACUCAAGCUAACUUCACAGAAAUAGAUCUACACGACGAAUCGUAUCGGAUCUGGAGGGAAAAACUUAUGAAAAUAGCAGCCAGCGGUAAAGAUGACAUAUGGACUUUUAUAGAAGGACUAAAAAUGUUUCCUGAUAUAUUCGAAAAACAACUAAAUGAUGAAAAUGUGCAACGUUUGCUUCGUGAUAACAAGCACUUUGAUUUGUUAAUACUAGAAGCUUGUUUUAGACCCGCGCUCAUAUUCUCACAUAUUUACAAAGCCCCUGUGAUUCUGAUGAGUUCUCUUGGGGCAAUGUUUGAUAACUUCGCGACGGUUGGUGUUCCUACACAUCCCAUACUUUAUCCCAACCUUUUACGUCAAAAAUUGUACAAUCUAACCAUGUGGGAAAAAAUUACGGAAUUGUACUCGAUUUACAAGGUGCAAUUUCUAUACGCAAGAAACUUGGAUUAUGAGGACAAUUUAAUUCGAAAAUAUUUUGGAGAAAAUACCCCGUCGUUAGCCGAACUCGGAAAUAACGUGGACAUGUUGUUCUUAAACGUAUACCCAGUGUUUCUAGGAAUCCAACCUGUGCCUCCAUCUGUUGUGUUUACUGGUGGUUUACAUCAAAAACCUGAAAAACCGUUGCCUGAGGAUCUAAAAAAAUAUCUAGAUUCUUCAAAAAAUGGUGUGAUUUACAUCAGUUUUGGCACCAACGUAGAUCCAACUCAAUUGCCUCCAGAAAGAAUCCAAGUGCUAGUGAAAGCAUUCUCUGAGUUGCCUUACGAUGUGUUAUGGAAGUGGAACGGAGACGAGCUGCCUGGCCGUUCUGAGAAUAUCAGAAUCUCAAAGUGGUUGCCGCAGUCAGAUCUACUCAAACAUCCAAAAAUCAAAGUAUUUGUGACUCAAGGAGGUCUACAAUCAACUGACGAAGCGAUAACAGCUGGCGUUCCAUUGGUUGGAGUCCCAAUUAUGGGGGAUCAAUGGUACAAUGUUGAAAAAUAUGUAUAUCAUAAAAUCGGUGUUCGCUUGGAUUUAGAAGAUAUUACUAUUGAAAACUUCAAAAACACACUGCUCAAAGUUAUUGGAGAUGACAGCUAUCGACAGAACAUAAUCAAACUACGCAGUCUGAUGCGUGACGAGGUGCAGACUCCACUGGAGCGCGCCGUGUGGUGGACGGAGUACGUGCUGCGGCACGGUGGCGCGAAGCACCUGCGCUCGCCCGCCGCCAACAUCUCGUGGGCGGAGUAUCUAGAACUGGAACUGGUGCUCACAUUAAUGGCAGGACUAUUAGUUGCGUUAACUGCUUGUGUCAUCAUAGCAAUUUCGUUUUACAAGUACUUUUUAAGGAAAUACAGAACUGCUGUCAAAGUUAAAAGUUCCUGAUGUGACUGUGACCUGUGUUGUAGACUAAGCACGAAUAAGUAUUUUCACAACCACGUGACCAAUCUUUAGCAGUUUGUUUUAAUAUUUUGUUACAAAGGUAGAAAAUAAGUGAGAAAAAGAAAUAUGAUUAAGUGUUUUGGUUGUUAGUGGCUGUUUUACUAGAAGAAGAAAACGCUGGGAGGCUUCGAUUGUGGAACCCUCGUUUUACAUUAAUCCAAUUUUGCCAUUGAUACACAAAAUUACUAAAAAUGCUUUUGCAGCGGGUUUUUUCAUCUAGGCACAUUUAAAUGUCAAGAUAGCUAUUUCAUCCCAAUGGUCGUGCUGAUUUAAGAAUCAGGAAAAAUGAUAUUAAGUAUAUAAUUCAAAUUUUAAUUAAAACAUCUGCAGAGUA
Messenger RNA from Trichoplusia ni (cabbage looper), 2325 nucleotides. Its product is annotated as UDP-glucuronosyltransferase 2B31-like. The coding region runs from base 327 to 1934 and encodes 535 amino acids. NCBI's taxonomy places the organism in Eukaryota, Metazoa, Arthropoda, Insecta, Lepidoptera, Noctuidae. The record is from RefSeq and is a predicted model, not a curated record. Gene Ontology annotation, molecular function: UDP-glycosyltransferase activity. The transcript is spliced from 4 exons.